AUGGCUUCCGAAUUCAGCGAGAUGUUGAUGGUGGGUUGUAGCUGCUGGAGAGGGUUGGGGCUGCUGGAUUUAAGGGCUAGGGGUGGGAGUAGGGCUUGGGUUGCGGCUGGAAGUGAGGGUGGGGUGGAACUUGGGUUUGUGAGAAAGGAAGAGAGAGCAGCAGUUGUGGUAAUUGUGGUGAUGGCGACUGUGAAGGGAUAA
This is a messenger RNA of Prunus armeniaca (apricot), 201 nucleotides long. The record is from the annotation of a GenBank genome assembly. NCBI's taxonomy places the organism in Eukaryota, Viridiplantae, Streptophyta, Magnoliopsida, Rosales, Rosaceae.